Danaus chrysippus (African queen) is the source of this 1269-nucleotide messenger RNA. Lineage: Eukaryota; Metazoa; Arthropoda; Insecta; Lepidoptera; Nymphalidae. The record is from the annotation of a GenBank genome assembly.
AUGGAACUUACGAAAUAUUUACUGUUUUGUCUAACAUGGUCCUUCAUCAGAGCGGCACCAGAAUGUAAAUAUAAGUCUCAUAAAAUAACAGAAUUAGUUUGCACGUCUUCCGAAGAAAAUUACAUUUUAAAGAGAGGACUCGUCUCUGAUAACAAUAGGACGAGCUCUGUCACUCUGAGAGGCUGUAGAGUAUCUGGUGUGGAAUAUGAGGCUUUUGAGAAUAUGGCAUCUCUAAAGUACAUUGACCUCUCACAGAAUAGUAUAUCUGAACUGAAGUUAGGAGUUCUGGACGAUAUUAAAACGGUCACUCACUUAAACUUAUCACACAAUGCAUUAACAACAUUCCCACUUGGCUUAUUUGAUCAAUUGCCAAAUCUGGCCACACUCGAUUUGACCAGUAAUUCGCUAGAGAAUAUAGAAUUGGGUGUGUUUGAUCCGUUACAAAAAUUAAAAUAUCUCAGUUUAUCCAAUAAUAUGUUACGAGGUGAUAAUAUAAAUCCGUAUAUUUUCGAUAGGAAUGUACAAUUGAUAUAUUUAGAUAUGUCCAGGAAUCAUUUGACCUCUACUCCCUCUCAACUCCUGAACGCGGUAAAAGUUCUAGAAACACUGAUUUUGGAGAAAUGUCUGUUAAAUGAAGUGCCGCUGUUUGUUGUAAAAAAUAACUUGAAAUCUCUCAAGACGCUUUCCUUAGCGAGUAACCAUAUUAGCAAAAUUGAUGACCCAUUAAUUUUCGUUAAUGUAGACAACCUUGAACAUUUGAAUUUAGCAGAUAAUAAUAUUGCAAUACUUGAGGGUAGCGUCUUCAAAACGUUGAAGAAACUAAAAUCGAUUAUUCUACGAGGUAAUAAAUUGACAUCAUUACCAGUAGAGCUAUUCCAGGAUAUGAAAAACUUAGCAAACAUCGACUUAUCACAUAAUUCAAUUUCAACCAUCAACGUCAAUAGUUUCCACGGGACGUCCGUCAAGAAUUUGAACCUAGCUGACAAUAAGCUGACAUAUUUGACGAGUAACUUCUGUUUGGAGUUAAGGAACUUCGGAGCCAAGUUGACCAAGUUCUACUUCAACCAGAACCCGUGGCAGUGCGCGUGUUUGAGAGACAUAGUUGAUGAAGUUAAACGACUGGGCAUCAGCUACAACAGCAGACAGUACGACGGUAGACAUCCCGUUUGUGUCACCACUGAGGAGUUCCAUUGUAACAGACAUGACAGAUUUAAUAGAGUUUAUAUAGAUAUGUAUGAUGAUUUAGUUGUUAAUGCACAAAAUCUAUAA